Ceratina calcarata is the source of this 8264-nucleotide messenger RNA. It is a transcript of the gene Tor, whose product is annotated as serine/threonine-protein kinase Tor. Gene Ontology annotation, biological process: TORC1 signaling; negative regulation of macroautophagy. Bases 422 to 7765 code for a protein of 2447 amino acids. Gene Ontology annotation, molecular function: protein binding; protein-containing complex binding; protein serine/threonine kinase activity. Gene Ontology annotation, cellular component: cytoplasm; nucleus; TORC2 complex. The record is from RefSeq and is a predicted model, not a curated record. Lineage: Eukaryota; Metazoa; Arthropoda; Insecta; Hymenoptera; Apidae. The transcript has 7 exons.
UUAGUUGGAACAGACUGUGUUAACCAACGUAGAGGUUGUGUAUACUUGAGAUAAGUUCUUCAGAAGAACGUAUCGUUAUUUUUCUAAUAAUCGCUAGAAGUUCACAGAAUUAAUGGCAUUGAAUUAAACCGGUCGCUCGUGCGUGUAUGGCACACAGGUCUUGGCUCGUGGAUUCCUAUACGCGACUCGCGAUCGGCUGAGCGUUCGUCGAAAACAUGAGAGAUUUAGGUGACAGACGACUCGCCGUGAUAAUGUGAUAAGAAAUGCAUUGGAACUUUAUUCGCCAAGAAAAUUCAACCAGUCAUGACAAUCACGAAAACGUUGUGCCGUAAUGGGAAAUUCGUGUGAUGUCAGAUAGAUAUCAUUGCGAAAAGGUUUCUAGAAUUAAUGUUGUAAAAUCGGCGUCUGUAAAGUUUUAACGAUGUCGAGUACGCUCGUACAACAGUUCGUCCAGAGGCUCAAAUCAAGACAUGAAGAGGCACGUAAUAAAGCGGCUAGGGACCUGUGUCUCUACGUCAAGACGGAACUGCGGGAGGUGUCGCAGGAAGAGAUCACUGCUUUUAUGGACGAAUUCAAUCACCAUAUAUUCGAGAUGGUGUCAGGAUCCGACGUGAACGAGAAGAAGGGAGGAAUCUUAGCCAUAGUUUGCCUUAUCGGAGCUGACGUGGGAAACAUCAACACGAGGACGAUAAGAUUCGCGAAUUACUUGAGGAAUUUAUUGCCCUCGAACGAUGUGGGCGUUAUGGAAUUAGCUGCUAAAACAGUUGGUAAACUGGCGUUAGUUUCUGGUACUUACACGGCGGAGUACGUAGAGUUCGAAGUGAAGCGUGCCUUCGAAUGGCUCGGUGGCGACAGACACGAAGGAAAAAGGCACGCGGCUGUUCUCGUCUUGAGAGAACUGGCCGUUUCUAUGCCUACAUAUUUUUUUCAACAAGUCACACCGUUCUUCGAACUUAUAUUUAAUGCUAUACGCGAUCCAAAGCCUGUGAUAAGAGAAGGUGCCGUAGAAGCGUUGAGGGCUGCUUUAGUCGUGACUGCGCAGAGAGAAACGGCGAAACAGAUGCUCAAGUCGCAAUGGUAUAAACAGUGUUACGACGAGAUAGUGGAGGGUUUCGAGGAGGGGUACACCAGAGAGAAGGGAGUGAACCGGGACGAUAGAAUACACGGUUCGUUGUUAAUAUUAAACGAAUUACUUAGAUGCAGCAAUAUUCAGUGGGAGAGAAACUACGAAGCUCUGAUGGAACGGUUGAACUGUUCCACUCAACAAAACGAGAACGAUAUAUUAUCGUUGAUGCCCCGAUUGAAGACGACGAUAGUAUCCAAAUGGUCGGUCUCCUCUCAAAACUCCUCGAGCUCGCAGCAAACGUUAUAUCCAGCGCACGAGUCCGCUGUCUGCCGCUGUUUGAUGCAGGAGAGAUUAGACGAUAUCUAUUUCGACGUGAUGAAUCAGAGGAAGUCCAGGAACCCGCACAUCCAACAUGCUCUGAUGAUGCUAUUGCCUAGACUCGCGGCGUUUAAUAAAGAGAAAUUCACGAAGGAGCCUUUAAGCGAGUCGCUGGUCUACCUUCUGAUGACUUUACGCAGUAGAGAGAAAGACAGAUACGCCGCGUUCACCACGAUAGGAUUUAUAGCAGUCGCAGUGGGGGAUGCGAUAAACCCUUUCCUCCCGAUGAUCAUGGGAGUGAUCAAGAGCCUGCUACCUUCCAAGGAAACGUCUACGAAGAAACGCGGAGCAUCUUUGGAGCCCGCGGUGUUCGUCUGCAUAACUCUGCUUGGUCACGCGGUAAAACAAGUUAUAGCCGCGGAUGUGAAGGACCUGUUAGAACCGAUGCUCCAAACUGGAUUGAGCCCUAUUCUAACGAUGUCUCUCAGGGAGCUGGCUCACAGCGUCCCAUCGUUGAAACCCGACAUAUCUCAAGGGCUUUUGCGAAUGAUGUCGCAAGUUUUGAUGCAGAAACCGCUGAGGCACCCCGGCGCUCCGUGGACCGCGACCAGUCCCAUGUCUGGCCCGCCGACCGAAGUGGACAUCCCGUCUACGGUCCUAGCGUUGAAGACUCUCGGAACGUUCAAUUUCGACGGUAACCCUCUGUUGCAAUUCGUGAGGCGGUGCGCCGAUCAUUUCCUCACGUCCGAACAAGCCGAGGUACGACUGGAGGCUGUGAGAACGUGUUCGAGAUUGUUACGAUUAGCGUUGAACCAACCCGGGCCUACGGUCACUAACACGGUGUCUACCGUUCUUGGGAAAUUGCUUGUUGUAGGCAUAACGGACACAGAUCCCGACGUCAGGCUCUGGGUUCUAGCUUCCAUGGACGAUUCGUUCGACAUCCACCUAGCGCAAGCGGAGAAUCUGUCGGCGCUGUUCAUCGCGAUGAACGACGAGAUGUUCGAGAUCAGAGAAUUAGCGAUCCGAACGAUCGGACGAUUGAGCACGAUGAAUCCGGCGUACGUGAUGCCCUCCCUUCGGAAAACGCUUAUACAAUUUUUAACGGAGCUGGAACACUCGGGCAUGGGUCGUAACAAGGAACAGGCCGCGCGGAUGUUGGACCAUCUGGUCGUCAGCGCGCCUAGAUUGAUUCGACCGUACAUGGAGCCGAUCUUGAAAGUUCUCGUGCCGAAAUUGAAGGAAGCCGAGUCGAACCCAGGCGUGAUAUUAGCCAUACUGCGAGCUAUCGGCGACUUGGCCGAGGUCAACGGUGCUGAGAUGCAGCAGUGGAUGCCUGAGCUUCUCAGUAUAUUGCUCGAGAUGCUGGUCGACGCGAGCUCCCCGGAGAAGAGAGGAGUGGCCUUAUGGGUUCUCGGUCAAUUAGUCGGUAGCACGGGGCACGUGGUAAAACCGUACAUGCAGUAUCCUUCGUUGCUGGACGUGCUGAUCAAUUUUUUGAAAACUGAGCAACAACCAAUCAUCAGGAGGGAGACUAUAAGGGUUCUCGGACUGCUAGGUGCCUUGGAUCCGUACAAACACAAGAUGAACCUGGGUCAGAUCGAUUCUCAAUUGGACACCCUGACUUCCAUGGCAGACACCAAAAGCGAAACCGAGAAUACCCAGGAUUUAACCACGAGCGAGAUGCUGGUGAACAUGUCCUCGUCGACGUUGGAAGAGUAUUACCCGGCCAUUGCGAUCGCGACGCUCAUGAGGAUAAUCCGCGAUCCGACGUUGUCGCAACAUCACACCAUGGUGGUUCAAGCGGUGACGUUCAUAUUUAAGAGCUUAGGGAUCAAAUGCGUGCCGUACAUCUCGCAGGUGAUGCCCUGUUUCCUGAACGUAGUGCGCACGGCGGACGUGAACUUUCGCGAGUACUUGUUCCAGCAGCUGGCCAUUCUGAUCGCGAUCGUGAAGCAGCACAUCAGGAAUUACUUAGACGACAUAUUUAAUUUGAUCAAGGAAUUCUGGACGGUGAACAGUCCGUUGCAGAGCACGUUGAUACUGUUGGUCGAGCAUAUCGCCGUCGCGCUCGGCGCGGAAUUCAAGAUUUACCUUCCGCAGUUGAUGCCGCAGAUAUUGAGGGUGUUGAUGCACGACACGAGCAAAGACCGAUCGGUCACUGUAAAGCUUCUCCAGGCGUUGCAGAAGUUCGGCAACAAUCUGGACAAUUACCUUCACCUGGUCCUUCCGCCGAUCGUGAAACUGUUCCACGCGACCGAUUGCCCGAUAACCGUGAACAAGGUGGCCCUAGAGACCGUCGACCAUCUGGCCGAUACGUUGGACUUCACCGAUUUCGCGUCGAGAAUCGUCCACCCGUUGGUACGAACGCUGGAUCAGUGUCCAGAACUGCGUAACAUGGCGAUGGACACGCUCUGCGCGCUGGUCAUACAAUUAGGGAAAAAAUAUCAGAUCUUUAUCUUAUUAGUACAAAAAGUUAUGACGAAGCAUAAGAUUGUUAAUUCGCAUUACGACGUUCUAAUCGAUAAAAUUUUGACAGAGACCACCGUCGCUGACGGCGAAGACUAUCUGUUAAUGAGACACCGACACUCGAGGAACAAGAACCGCGAUUUGUCCCUUACUUCGUCGGACACGACCACGAUUAAACGAUUACACGUGUCGGCUUCGAAUCUUCAGAAAGCUUGGACGGCUACGAGGAGAGUCUCGAAGGACGACUGGCUGGAAUGGUUGAGGAGCUUGUCGAUCGGUUUGCUGAAAGAAUCCCCGUCUCCCGCGUUGAGAUCCUGCUGGGCACUGGCGCAAACUUAUUCCCAAUUGCCCAGAGACUUAUUCAACGCCGCGUUCGUCUCUUGCUGGACCGAACUAGACGAUACUUACAAAACGGAGCUUAUUCAGACGUUACAACAGGCGCUGAUGGUCCCCGAUCUACCAGAGAUAACGCAGACGAUUUUGAACUUGGCCGAGUUCAUGGAGCACUGCGACAAAGGCCCGUUGCCUUUGGACAACAAGAUCUUAGGCGAGAGGGCGAUGCACUGCAGAGCUUAUGCGAAAGCGCUGCAUUACAAGGAGGACGAAUUCCAUAAGAGUCGGAACAGCAACGUGUUCGAGUCGUUGAUCUCUAUCAACAACAAACUUCAGCAGAAGGAGGCUGCGGAAGGUUUACUCGAAUACGUUAUGAACCAGAGUAAUCAGCAGGAUUUGAAGGUGCAAGUUCGAUGGUACGAGAAGCUGCAUAACUGGGACAAAGCUUUGCAGUUGUAUAGAGAAAGACUGGAAGGCAACUCGACGGACGUGGAAUCGACCUUAGGGGAGAUGCGUUGCUUGGAAGCUCUCGGAGAAUGGGGACAGCUGCACGACGUGGCCACCAAGCAGUGGUCGCAACAAGCGGACGAGACGAAACAGAGAAUGGCCAGGAUGGCAGCGGCUGCGGCAUGGGGUUUGAGCCAGUGGGAGAGCAUGGAGAAAUACGUUUCCCUGAUACCGAAAGAUACUCAAGACGGUGCUUUUUACAGAGCCGUUCUGGCGAUCCACGACGAACAGUACAACGUCGCUCAUCAAUUGAUCGACAGUGCGAGAGAUUUGUUGGACACCGAACUGACCGCGAUGGCCGGUGAAAGCUAUCAGAGGGCUUACAACGCAAUGGUGGAGGUGCAGAAGUUGGCCGAGUUGGAGGAAGUGAUACAGUUCAAAUUGGUGCCGGAAAGAAGGACCACGAUUAAGUCGAUGUGGUGGGAGAGGCUUCAGGGUGGGCAAAGGAUAGUCGAGGAUUGGCAGAGGAUCAUACAAGUUCACACGCUCGUGGUCUCGCCUCAGGACGAUAUGUACACGUGGCUUAAGUACGGUAGCCUCUGUAGAAAGAACGGUAGCCUCAUGUUAUGUCACAAAACGUUGGUCAUGCUGCUUGGAACCGAUCCGUCGUUGACACCAGACCAACCGCUGCCGACUACUCAUCCCCAGGUGACUUUUGCCUACUGCAAGCACAUGUGGAUGGCGAACAAGCGCGAGGAAGCGUACAGCCAGCUGCAGAGAUUCGUGCAAACCUCUUUGCAACCGACGACUGUGUCGGUGGUCAAUGGUCAGGAAGACGAGAAGCAACAGGAAGCGAAAAAGAGGCUGCUCGCCAAGUGUUACUUAAAGCUCGGAGAAUGGUUGGAAGCUUUACAAGGCAUUAACGAACAUUCUAUACCGGCGGUGUUGUCCUAUUAUGCUGCAGCCACGGAACACGAUCCCACUUGGUACAAAGCGUGGCACGCCUUCGCGUACACCAACUAUGAAACAGUUUUAUUUUACAAGCAUCAGCAGGGCGAUUCGAACGCCGACAGUACGCCCGCCAAUGGGAAUCGAAGCAAUCUCUCCAGCUCUCAAUAUAUAUCCCGAUUCACCGUGCCAGCGGUCGAGGGAUUCUUUAGAUCUAUCAGUCUCUCUGACGGCAAUUCCUUACAAGACACGCUUCGUUUGUUGACGUUAUGGUUCGACUAUGGUCAAUGGCCCGAGGUGUACGAGGCUAUCGCAGAAGGUAUUCGGAUGAUAAAGAUCAACACCUGGCUGCAAGUGAUCCCUCAGCUUAUAGCGCGAAUCGACACGCCCAGGGCUUUGGUCGGUCGAUGCAUACAUCAUCUUUUGAUAGACAUCGGGAAGACCCAUCCCCAAGCGUUGGUCUACCCAUUGACCGUCGCGUCGAAGAGCGCCAGCCUUGCCAGGAAGACCGCUGCCAAUAAGAUCUUGAAAAGUAUGUGCGAGCACAGCCCGACUCUGGUGCAACAGGCGAUAAUGGCCAGCGACGAACUGAUCCGAGUCGCGAUUCUCUGGCACGAAUUGUGGCACGAGGGCCUGGAGGAAGCCAGUCGGUUGUAUUUCGGCGAGAGGAACGUUCGGGGGAUGUUCGACACGCUGGAACCACUGCACGCGAUGUUGGAGAGAGGUCCGCAGACUUUGAAGGAGACCUCGUUCAACCAGGCUUACGGGAGGGACUUGAUGGAGGCGCAAGAAUGGUGUCGCAGGUAUAAGACCUCGCGCAACGUCCGCGACUUGAACCAGGCCUGGGAUCUGUACUACCACGUGUUCAGAAGGAUAUCCCGACAAUUGCCACAGCUGACCAGCUUGGAGCUGCAGUACGUCAGCCCGAAGUUGCUACUCUGCAGAGAUUUAGAACUGGCCGUGCCGGGAAGCUACAGUCCUGGCCAGCCUAUAGUUAGGAUAGCUAGUAUACAUAGUUCCAUGCAAGUGAUAACGAGCAAACAGCGACCGCGAAAAUUGUGUAUAAAGGGCAGCAACGGUAAGGAUUACAUGUUCCUGCUAAAAGGGCACGAAGAUCUCAGACAAGAUGAACGAGUGAUGCAAUUAUUUGGUCUAGUCAAUACUCUGCUUUUGCACGACCCAGACACUUUCAGAAGAAAUCUUACGAUCCAAAGGUAUGCUGUGAUUCCACUGUCUACGAACAGUGGCCUCAUCGGCUGGGUACCACAUUGUGACACGUUACACACGUUGAUCAGAGACUACAGGGAAAAGAAGAAAAUAUUGUUAAAUAUAGAACAUAAGAUAAUGUUAAGAAUGGCUCCGGGUUACGAUCAUCUAAUGCUGAUGCAGAAAGUCGAGGUGUUCGAACACGCGCUCGAGCACACGCACGGCGACGAUUUGGCGCGGUUGCUCUGGUUAAAAUCGCCCUCGAGCGAGGUGUGGUUCGAUCGUCGGACAAAUUAUACCCGCUCUCUCGCCGUUAUGUCAAUGGUUGGAUAUAUCCUCGGUCUCGGCGACCGGCACCCGUCUAAUCUGAUGUUGGAUCGUUUAAGCGGAAAGAUAUUGCACAUCGACUUCGGCGAUUGCUUCGAAGUGGCGAUGACCCGCGAGAAGUUCCCGGAAAAGAUACCGUUUCGUUUAACGCGAAUGUUGAUCAACGCGAUGGAAGUGACGGGGAUCGAGGGCACGUAUAGGAGAACUUGCGAAUCCGUGAUGUCCGUGUUGCACCGUAACAAAGACAGUUUGAUGGCGGUGUUAGAAGCGUUCGUUUACGAUCCGUUGUUGAACUGGCGGUUAAUGGACAACGCCGCGAUGAAGGCAAGAAUCAAAAUUAAGAGGUCCGAUACCCAGGGGAUGAGCGCCAGCAGCAAUCAAGAGCACAGCGACGUGUUCGAUUCUCUCGCUGCGACGUUACCAAAGAAAGGAGUGCCAUGCAGCGUCGAGAAUGGAGGUGAUACUAACCAACCCGAGGCAUUGAAUAAAAAAGCUCUCGACAUUAUAACACGAGUGAGAGAUAAAUUAACGGGACGCGAUUUCUCUCACGAGGAAACGCUCAGUGUCCAACGCCAAGUCGAUCUUUUAAUUCAGCAAGCUACGAACAACGAGAAUCUGUGCCAAUGCUACAUCGGAUGGUGCCCCUUCUGGUAAAUCUAAACUCCGAUAGGCGAGGACCCGAACAUGUAUCAUACGCAGUCUCGUUCCUGUUUUUGCAUUUUUUAUUAUUAAGGUAUAACUAUAUACAUAACGUCUUAUAAUUAGAGCAUACUGUACAUAUAUAAGCUAUAUUAUUACAUUGAUUGUAUAUAAUGUUCAUGUUAUAAUCCCGCUUAUAAAGUACAAUGUACAUUAGGAUGAGCGCACGUUGAAAGCCGCACGGUAAACAAUUACAUUUUUUUAUGUAAACUUGAAAGAGAGAAUGAAUUACUCAGGAAGCUAAGACUACAGUAACAAUAUUUUUUUCUUACCGAUUGUCUUUGUAUUCAUUGUAUAAAGAACUGACUCGAUUUCAAUUUUUACCAUUGCACCGUGCGUUAAAAAUUUAUAUAACGAUUGACUGCACACUUUGACUCAUAAGAUCAACCAAUGUCUUGUCACGAGACAAACGAACAAAAUAGAUUUGGUGAAUUAAAACGAAUAACAAAGUCAA